AUGAACUCCCUGCCAUCUGAGCCGGAUACUACGACAACUGCGAACGCUCGGCCGCUAUGCAGCAUCUGUAAUCAUAAAUUCUCGAUAUAUACUUGCCCUAGAUGUUCUACGCGUACAUGUUCAUUGCCCUGCUCGACAAAACACAAGACGAACGCAGGCUGCACCGGCGAGCGCAACAAAGCAGCAUACGUACCGAUGAACAAGUACGGAUGGGGCACCAUGAUGAAUGACUUCGUGUUCUUGGAGGAUCUGGGGCGCAAGGUCAGCGAUUGGGGGAAGGAAAUCGUCAAGGGCGGACUUGAUCAUGGUGCGAAUCCUGGUGGAAGAGGUAGAGGCAGGGGGAUACUGACUCAAGGAAGGGGGCGUGGUGGCAUGGCCCGUGGAGGACCAAGCAGAACGAAGAGAGAUAUUCUGAAGAUCCAACUUGACAUACGAGAUAUUGACAUGGAACUCCUUCCAAACGGUAUGGAAAAGCGAAAGCUAAAUCAAUCAAUAUGGGACUUCAAAAAACAAACAGCCUUCUUGACGAUUGAAUUUAAAGUCCAUCCUCCUCGAGAUCCAGCAGCGCCUUCAGCACAACCGUUAGAUCCCCCAAUAAAGCUCCUCACACAUCGCAACAGUAUAGAUACGCCUAUCCUUCCCCUCCUGCAAGCCUAUGCCACGCAACGGUCGAAAUCAAAGCAUCCUUGCCCAGCAUGGGUGUCCACUUUGUUAUUCCCAGAUCCCGAUGACCCAGACUCCUUUCAUCCCCCCGAAUUCGUCAUGCGUGCGCAGAUGGACCCAGAAUAUCUGGCAAGAAACCGCGGAAAUGUCGAGGCAGGCUAUUACAAGUUGGAGCACUCUGAGCCGCUGCUCAAUGCUUUGCGGGGGACCCAUUUCGUCGAGUUUCCGAUUGUGGAGGUUUGGGAGAAAUUCCACGGUACGAUCGUCACUCCGGAGGGCGACGUGACGAAGGGAGAGGGAGAGAGCAGACCAAAGCGCAGACGGGUCAACGCGAGAGCUGGUAAAAAGGCGAUGGACAGUUUACUCGGCGGGUACGGGAGUGAAAGCGAUAACGACGUUGACGGGCCAGCGCAGAAUCUCCUGAACGCGCUCGGGGGGUACGAUGGGAGCGAAGACGAGGGCGCUCAGCUGGAGGUCGACGGGGAGAUAGACGAGGGAAUGGAUAUAGACGCGGCUGCGGUACUUGAGCUGAUCAAGCAGGCUCGAAGGGAAAACUCUACGAGAACAGACAGUGAUGAUGAUAACGUCGAUUGGGGUGAUUCUGACGAUGAGGCUGAAAUAUAA
Molecule: messenger RNA, 1287 nt
Organism: Pleurotus ostreatus (oyster mushroom)
Lineage: Eukaryota; Fungi; Basidiomycota; Agaricomycetes; Agaricales; Pleurotaceae
Exons: 2
Coding region: 1-1287 (428 amino acids)
Biological process (GO): maturation of LSU-rRNA from tricistronic rRNA transcript (SSU-rRNA, 5.8S rRNA, LSU-rRNA); snoRNA localization; box C/D snoRNP assembly
Cellular component (GO): pre-snoRNP complex; nucleus
Source: RefSeq, a predicted model, not a curated record